AUGUCUGGGAAUCUUCUCAUUCUUCUGCUAGUUGUAACUGAUCAGAACCUUCACACUCCCAUGUACUUCUUUCUGGGCAACCUUUCCUGUUUGGAGACCUGCUACUCUUCAACCAUCCUCCCUAGAAUGCUGGCGAGUUUCUUAACUGAGAACCGAAGUGUUCCCAUUACUGGUUGCAUUGCACAGCUUUGGGUUUUUGGUUUCUUAGCAGCAGCGGAAUGCAACCUACUGGCUGCUAUGUCUUAUGACCGCUAUGUCGCAAUUUGUAGACCCCUGCAUUAUUCAACUCUAAUGAAUGUCAAGGUUUGUCUGGGGCUCGUGGCUGGAUCUUGGGUUAGUGGCUUUGUGGUGGAUACCACUUUGUUAAUGUUUGUACUGCAGUUAACAUUCUGUGGUGACAAUGUGAUUGAGCACUUCUUUUGUGACCUGACUCCUGUAAUGAAACUGACCUGCAGUGACUCACAUCGAGUCAAAAUGUUAUCAGCUGUUCUGUCCUCCCUCUGUACCUUGCCCCCAUUUGUAUUAACAAUAACAUCGUACGUAUACAUCAUUUCUGCCAUUCUUAGAAUCACAUCUACCACAGGGAGGCAAAAGGCCUUCUCUACUUGUUCUUCUCACCUCACGGUGGUGACCAUAUUCUACAGCACCCUCUUCAUUGUGUAUGUAUUGCCAGACACCAAGGAACUCAGACAGCUGAACAAAUUUUUCUCUGUCUUACACUAUCCUGACCCCUCUGAUCAACCCUCUCAUAUAUAG
This is a messenger RNA of Sphaerodactylus townsendi, 756 nucleotides long. Its product is annotated as olfactory receptor 1009-like. Gene Ontology annotation, biological process: G protein-coupled receptor signaling pathway. Gene Ontology annotation, molecular function: G protein-coupled receptor activity; olfactory receptor activity. Lineage: Eukaryota; Metazoa; Chordata; Lepidosauria; Squamata; Sphaerodactylidae. The record is from RefSeq and is a predicted model, not a curated record. Gene Ontology annotation, cellular component: membrane.